AUGCCCUACAAUCCGUUUACGACGGAAGCCUGGACCGAAUAUGGAGUCGGUAUACUUAUCUUGGUUGCUCGCUUAACAGCACGAUGUUCGCGAAUCGGUCUAAAAUGGGAAGGGGACGACUACUUUGCUCUGCUGAGCAUUUUCUUCUUCACCGGUGAACUCGUCAUGCUCCAGAUGAUUGGGGAGUUGGGCUCCAUCACGGGUAUGACAGAUGAGAAGGCGUUGACACUCACUCCGGAGGAAACUCGAAACAUCGUCAUUGGAAGCAAAUGUCUGUUUGCGGGGUGGAUUAUAUACACGACGCUAAUAUGGUGCCCGUUUCCAGUCAAAGGCUGCAUGUUGUUCUUUUAUAAGAGACUGACUCUUAACCUGCAGCAGCAAAAUCUAGUAAACAUCACCGGCGGCAUCUGCGUUGUUGCAUACAUUACCACAAUAACCGUCUAUUUGACGCACUGCCACCCCAUCAAUCGGCUAUGGCAAGUAUAUCCAUACCCAGGCAACGACUGCGCCCUUAAUAUUUCGAAAUACCUAGCCUUAGUCGUGACGAAUGUAACAACCGAUGCCAUGAUCCUAUAUAUCCCACUGCCCCUCCUCUGGAAUGUCCGACUGCCCAUCCGAAAGAAAGUAAUCUACGGCUUCUGGCUCUGCACAGGCAUCUUCAUCAUGACCGCCACCCUCCUCCGCUGCAUCCUCUGUCUCCAAGACGUGUCCCAAAUCAACGUCGGUACCAUCUGGUCGAUCCGCGAAACAUUCGUCGGCAUCAUCGCCGUAAACUUCCCCGUCCUAAAGCCCUUCUUCACCAAAGCCAAAAACGCCGUUUCCUCAGCAAAAGCGUCGAAAGAUAGCUCAUCCAACAAUGCAUUACCAGUUCACCUCCGUCUAUCGCACGUCGACCGCAAGGGGAAGAAGAGGACGGUACAUGAGAUUACGGGAAUGGAGACGGAGAUGAAUGAGAGUGAGGAGCACAUUGUCAGAGGCGCGGCGAGCGAGGGAAGGGCAGAUAGUGAGAGGGGUAUGAGUAUGAGACAGUAGCUCUUUUCUUGGACUGUACAUGUACGAUUAUGGAUUUUCAUGGGGCAUAUGAAGGAUACGAGGUGGAGUAGCGA
Messenger RNA from Pyrenophora tritici-repentis Pt-1C-BFP, 1106 nucleotides. NCBI's taxonomy places the organism in Eukaryota, Fungi, Ascomycota, Dothideomycetes, Pleosporales, Pleosporaceae. The record is from RefSeq and is a predicted model, not a curated record.